This is a messenger RNA of Mesocricetus auratus (golden hamster), 3664 nucleotides long. RefSeq names its product clavesin 1 (gene Clvs1). The coding region runs from base 344 to 1408 and encodes 354 amino acids. The transcript has 6 exons. The record is from RefSeq and is a predicted model, not a curated record. Gene Ontology annotation, cellular component: membrane. Gene Ontology annotation, molecular function: phosphatidylinositol bisphosphate binding. NCBI's taxonomy places the organism in Eukaryota, Metazoa, Chordata, Mammalia, Rodentia, Cricetidae.
CGCACACGCCUCCUACCCAAAUCACAGCCCCGUGCAGCCCGGGCUCUCAUUCACAGCUUUCUAGAGAAAUCUGAGCUCCAACUGCCAGGAUAGGGGAUCUCACCCACCCAGUUCAGCCGCGAGGACACCUGCAGGAACACAUUCUCAAAGCAAGCCUGGGCGGCGGUGUGAAGUACGCAAUGGCCUCGGUUUUCCUUCUCUUUUGGAUGGCCAUCACCACAUAGAGCCUGGAUGUCCGGCUGUUCUCCGAGGACGGAAAGAAGACUCCGGGCUUGUCUGUUUUGGGGGCAGUCUUGUAGGAGAAGCAUCGAAUGGGCCACGGAUGCAGCACGCUCUCACGUGAAUGGGACCAGUUUCUGUUCUUCCCAAACCUCAGCGCUUAAGCAGUCGGGAAGGAGAUUUGGCCAAGAUGACACAUUUGCAGGCUGGGCUGAGUCCAGACACGAUAGAGAAAGCCCGCCUGGAACUGAAUGAAAACCCGGAUGUUUUACAUCAGGACAUUCAACAGGUCAGAGACAUGAUCAUCACCAGGCCAGACAUUGGGUUUUUACGUACAGAUGAUGCCUUCAUCCUGCGUUUUCUUCGAGCCAGGAAGUUUCACCAAGCCGAUGCCUUCAGACUCCUGGCCCAGUACUUUCAGUACCGCCAGCUAAACCUGGACAUGUUCAAAAACUUCAAGGCAGACGAUCCUGGCAUUAAGAGGGCUUUGAUUGACGGGUUCCCUGGAGUGCUGGAAAACCGUGACCACUAUGGCAGGAAGAUUCUCCUUCUAUUUGCUGCCAAUUGGGAUCAGAGUAGGAACUCCUUCACAGACAUCCUUCGUGCCAUUCUGCUGUCCUUGGAAGUCCUUAUUGAAGAUCCUGAGCUUCAGAUAAAUGGUUUCAUUUUAAUUAUAGACUGGAGUAAUUUUUCCUUCAAACAAGCCUCCAAAUUGACACCUUCUAUCCUUAAAUUGGCCAUUGAAGGGUUGCAGGACAGCUUUCCUGCCCGCUUUGGAGGUGUCCAUUUUGUCAACCAGCCCUGGUACAUCCAUGCCCUGUACACACUCAUCAAGCCAUUCCUUAAAGACAAGACAAGAAAUCGGAUUUUCCUACAUGGAAACAAUUUGAACAGCCUUCACCAGCUAAUACACCCUGAGUUUCUUCCCUCUGAAUUUGGAGGAACCCUUCCUCCUUAUGACAUGGGGACUUGGGCCCGGACAUUACUUGGUCCUGACUACAAUGAUGAAAAUGACUAUACCCACACUUCUUAUAAUGCCAUGCACGUGAAACACACCUGUUCCAACCUAGAGAGAGAAUGCUCACCCAAGCCCAUGAAAAGAUCUCAAUCUGUGGUCGAAGCUGGGACCCUGAAACAUGAAGAGAAAGGAGAAAAUGAGAACACUCAGCCACUACUGGCUCUGGACUGAGCCACACCAUGUGAUGCUCCCAUGCACAAGUCUCCCUCUAGUGGAGCAGCACCCAGGAAGCACCUGUGCAACUGACCUCCAGAAACCCGCUCAGCUUGACCGGAGGUCCUCCACUCCAUUCCAGCCAUGGCUGUCAGCAGCCAUUGGUCUGAGCAGCCCACAUUGGAUAAAGAUCUGAUAGAUGCUUUCAAACCUUAAUUUAAUAAUGAAUUCAUGUUUUAGGGAGGGGUUGGGAGAUGAAGCACGGCAUUUAUGUAAAAAUGAUCCCCCCCAUAUAUUUAUGGUAGCAAAUGUACUUUUAAAAAAAAGGAAAGACUGAAUUUGCUACAUAUACUUUAGGACAAGGACUGCUCUAAGGGUUCACACAGGAACCCUCUCCAGGUUUUGCAAAUUAAGAUAAUGUGCAUUUCCAAAUAAAUACAACAGAGUUAAACCGUGCAGACACAGCAUCAAGUUUAAUGGCGUGCAGAACCCCAAGACAAUAGUAGCUCUAAUAAUUUUCAGUUUUAUUAACUUAUUUUCUGACCCAUCACCAGCAUCUAAGUGGUCUUGUUGUUUGCAAAGGUUUUAAUUUAAAUAUCCCUAUCCCAAAAGAAUGAUUUGGACAUAACAUUGUUUGUCAGACCACCAGCUGACUUCAUGAACUGGUUUUUUAGAAGUCACAGACAGUUGAAAAAUAACUGCCUCAUCUUAGCAAAGUGAUUUCCUGUAGGCAUCUGGGGGAAUGUCUACAGAGAGAAAGCAAUUCAUUGAAAAAACAAACAAACAAACAAACUGAUGAGUGAUGAGUCCAUUCAAGUUAGUCUCACCAUCCUACGAACUGUGGAGAAAGGCCCUGAGUGGGUAGAUAGUCUAUCACACAGAAAGACCCUUAAGGAUGGCUCAGCAUGUAAGUCCCAAGCUAAGAAAAGACUAGGAACACAAGAUGAAAUGCCAAAGACCAAUCUACUUCUUUAUCCAUUCUCCUUAGAAAUGGACCCCUAGUACCCAUUCACAGGAAGUCAGAAAGAAAACAGAUGUCAAAGGUUAGAAUAUUUUAUUUACACCAUGUUUCCUAGACCAGCUGAGUAUAUGCAGAUAUCUCAUCCCUCACCUAUCUGUAGGACAUAGGCACUUACUAAUAUGACCAGAGUGAUUAAUAUCAAAUGAAAAUUUUAAUUGAUAUUGAUUAGUGAAAUGUUUUACAUUUUAAGCAUUUGGUAGGUUGAUUUGUUAGUUGAACAACCUAAAGGAAACAGGAAACCAAUUCAACUUUCAACCAGUCACAAUCACCUAAACAAUAUUGCUAGUUGUGGACACAUUUCUCUUCUGUCUCCCUUUUCCUUUUCCUGCCUCUUUCUUUCUUUCCUUUCCUUUCUUUCUUUCUCUCUCUCUUUCUUUCUGCCUCUUUCACUAUUCCUCACCCUUUGUCUCUUCUUCUCCCUUUGUUUUUUCCUGUCUCUCUCUUCCUUCCCUCUCUCCCUCCCUCCUCCCCUCUCUUCGUCCCUCCAUCCCUUCCUCCUCCCCUCCUGCCCACAAAUGCUGGAGAUCAAACUUGUCUUUCUAGGCCAAAUAUUCUACUCCUGAGCCCUGAGCUACAUUCUAGACAUACACUCUUUCUCAGUCUAUCUACUGGUUUAUUAUUUUUUUCUACUAGCAGGUUAAUAGUAACAAAACCUACUUUUAUGUUCCAAACUUGAAGGAGUAAAAUUGAAACAUAAUUUAAAACAGGUCUCAAACAAUUGUAUCGUAGUAUAUAGAAACACCAAUUCAUUUUGUAUAGACCAAUUGACUCAUAAAACAACAACCCUGAAAAACAUCUCCCAAGGCAUUGGUGGAAACUCUUUUCUUAUGAUACAAGUAAGAGAAAGGAAAAAUUAAAGUGAAUUAGAAAAUCUUUUAUUGCUUGGGUUCAUAAAACAAAUGUGGUAUCCAAGUACUCAAAUGCUGUUGGCAUCACUGUCAACUCGUGUAAUUGUAAAGGUUCUUCUGACUUUCACAUGACAAUAGUUAGAAUCCUACUGUGAUGACCAUAUUUUAAAAACCACAUUAUAUAUGCUAAGUCAAACGCUAAUUUUCACUCAUUUCCACAAUUUUUAUUACAUGAAUGUAAGGUGACGGUUUAACAAUGAGAACAUAUGGUUUGUAUUUCAUUAUGUGUAUGUAAUAUGUAGGAGAACCAAACCAGUAGGCGACCGAGUGUUACUACAUGAACACUGGACUGUAUUGCCUUUUGUCAGUAAAUUCCUCCGUUUAAUAAAUACUGAAGAACACAAA